Aspergillus fumigatus Af293 is the source of this 1875-nucleotide messenger RNA. NCBI's taxonomy places the organism in Eukaryota, Fungi, Ascomycota, Eurotiomycetes, Eurotiales, Aspergillaceae. The record is from RefSeq and is a predicted model, not a curated record.
AUGGCAGAAAAAACACUUGCCUCAAACCCGGUGACCUCCAGCUCACCAGAAGCUGGAGAUGACCAGAAGCAGCCCAAGGACAUCAACCAUGUCGAACGGGUGUUGUCUGAUGGGCUCAAAAAAGAUGAGGCCGACUACUCUCGGAUGGACAAGGAUCUCCAGGAAUAUGUGGCUCGCGGACAGGUCGAUGUCGAUGAAGCUACGAGCAAGCGUUUGAAGCGCAUGAUCGAUCGCCGCGUGCUGAUCAUCAUGAUCUUAACGUAUUUCCUCCAGGCUCUGGAUAAGGGUACCUUGUCUUUUGCCUCGAUCAUGGGCAUCCGCACCGAUCUGCAUUUACAGAACGGCCAGAAGUACUCCUGGCUCACCACCUGUAUCUACAUCGCUGUCUUGAUCGUCGAAUACCCGACCAACUGGAUUAUCCAACGUGUUCCUAUUGCCAAGUACCUGGGCAUCAACAUUUGUCUCUGGGGUUCUGUGCUGGCUCUGCAUGCGGCUAGCAAGAAUUUCACGCACAUGGUCGUGCUGCGGACCCUGCUGGGUAUCUUUGAGGCCUGCUGCCAGCCAACCUUCGUCUUGCUGUCCAGUAUGUGGUACAAGAGAGAGGAGCAGGCGGCGACCGUAACCUACUGGUACAUGAUGAACGGUGGUCAGCAGAUCGUCGGCGGUCUACUCGCGUACUGCUUCAGUCUGAUCGGCAAGGACAAGGCCAUCCACUCGUGGCAGGCUCUUUUCAUCACCUACGGCGUUAUCUCCGUGCUGUGGGGUCUCUUCGUUAUCUUCUGGAUGCCCGACUCGCCUAUGCGCGCCAAGUGUUUCAGCGAGGAGGACAAGCACCUGAUGGUUGAACGAGUCCGUGCCAACCAGACUGGUAUGCAGAACAAGAAGUUCCGCGCCUACCAAAUGUGGGAGGCCUUCCGCGAUCCCCAGAUGUACUGCUACUGCGCCAUUCAGAUCUUCACCACCCUGCCAACCAGCGGUCUGGGUGCGUUCGCCAACAUCAUCAUCAGCGGCUUCAAUUUCACCGUGCUGCAGACGCAGCUUCUCGCCAUGGUCCUGGGUUUCUAUAUCAUUAUCGUCCUCCUGGGCUCCGCCUGGCUGGUCAAGAAGACCGGACAGAACCUGUUCGUCAUGCUGGGUUUUGUCAUCCCCGCCCCAUCCACUGACAUCCAUGACCCCAGAUCCUACAUCGGAACCAUCGUCCUCAUGACCGUCGAGAACAAGAACUUGGGCACCAAGGUCGGCCUGUUAAUCAGCUACUACAUCACCCUCUCCUUCUGGUCCGCCCAGACCCUGUGUCUCUCCAUGGUCUCCCGCAACAUCGCGGGCGCCACCAAGAAAUCCACCGUCGUCGCAGCCACCUUCGUCUCCUGGGCCGUCGGCAACUCCAUCGGCCCUCAAGUCUUCCUCGACAGAGACGCCCCCCGCUAUUUCAUCGCUUUCGGCGUCCACCUGGGCUGCUACGUCUGCCUGACCCUCGCCAUCAUCUUCCUGCGCUUCUGGCUCGCCCUCCAGAACAAGAAAAAGGCCCGUGUGCUGGAAGAGAAUGGCCUGUCCGCGGCGGAUAACAACCUCACCCAUGCCUUUGAGGACCGCACGGACCAGGAGAAUUUGCAUUUCCGUAUACAGCCGCGGCUUGAAAUUACCGCUUCGGUUCAGAUCAUAUUCCACGAACACCUCGGUGCAAGUCAUAACGAUCAUAUACGCGGGAACUUGCAAGAGGGUGCUCAGGAGAACUGGCACAACGCUCAUGUCCACCACACGCAGAUUCUCGAGGCCGAGCACGCGGAAUCGGCUGUCCACGGCCGCGUCCGCGUCACCGGGCUGCCCAUCUUGUGCCAGACCGAACUAACUCCUGAUUCGAGAGCGCUUGAGUAG